Molecule: messenger RNA, 6083 nt
Organism: Nannospalax galili (Upper Galilee mountains blind mole rat)
Lineage: Eukaryota; Metazoa; Chordata; Mammalia; Rodentia; Spalacidae
Gene: Lama4
Product: laminin subunit alpha 4
Exons: 39
Coding region: 307-5784 (1825 amino acids)
Biological process (GO): regulation of embryonic development; cell adhesion; regulation of cell adhesion
Molecular function (GO): signaling receptor binding
Source: RefSeq, a predicted model, not a curated record
AAGGAAGCCACAACAGCGCCGUCCUGGCCGCUAGGGAGAGGAGGUGGCUCACGCCAGUCCCACCCCGCUGCCUUUUGAUGCUCUCGGGGCGCCAAGCUCCAUCCAUCCGUAGGUCCCAGGGCCCAAGAGCGGCGGAGAGUGAGAGGGAUAAAUUGCAAGUUUGGCUGGGCUGCCUGGAUUUCCCACAUCUGGAUACUGCAGGCCCAGAGAAGAUAAUAUAUCUGGCACCACCGCAUCCCUGGGGUACCCAAGGAGACUCCCAGUUCCAGCGUCCCGGGAAGGGCCCUUUUGAAUGUCAGCAGGGAGAUGGCUUUGAGCACAGCCUGGUGCUCAGUCCUGCCCCUGUGGAUCCUCUGGGGUGCUGCCUGCUCCAGCGCCGCGUCUGGGGACUACAAUGCGUUUCCUUUUGACAUCGAAGGGAGCUCAGCUGUCGGCAGGCAGGACCCCUCCGAGACCAGCGAGCCCCGCUUGGCUCCGGGACGCCUGCCGCCAGGGGCCCAGAGAUGCAACGCUGGAUUCUUUCGCACACUGUCAGGAGAAUGCUCACCCUGUGACUGUAAUGGCAAUUCCCAGGAGUGCUUGGACGGCUCCGGCUUCUGUCUGAACUGCCAGUGGAACACCACAGGAGAGCACUGUGAAAAAUGUCUGGAUGGGUAUAUUGGAGACUCCAUCAGAGGAACACCCCGAUUCUGCCAGCCAUGCCCUUGUCCCUUGCCCCACCUGGCUAAUUUUGCAGAAUCCUGCUAUAGGAAAAACGGAGCUGUUCGCUGUAUCUGUAAAGAAAACUAUGCUGGGCCUAACUGUGAAAGAUGUGCUCCUGGUUACUAUGGAAACCCCUUACUUGUGGGAAGCACCUGUAAGAAAUGUGACUGCAGUGGAAAUUCAGAUCCCAAUCUAAUCUUUGAAGAUUGUGAUGAAAUCACUGGCCAGUGUAGGAACUGCCUGCGCAACACCACAGGAUUCAAGUGUGAACGCUGUGCUCCUGGCUAUUAUGGAGAUGCCAGGACUGCCAAGAACUGUGCAGUGUGCAACUGUGGGGGCGGCCCAUGUGACAGCAGAACUGGAGAAUGCUUGGAAGAAGGUUUUGAACUCCCUACAGGCAUGGACUGCCCAACCAUAAGAUGUGAUAAGUGCAUCUGGGACCUGACCGAUGACCUGCGGUUAGCUGCACUCUCCAUCGAAGAGAGCAAAUCUGGGCUGCUGAGCGUGUCCUCUGGUGCCGCUGCGCAUAGGCACGUGAACGAAAUGAACUCCACCAUCUACUUCCUCAAAACAAGGUUGUCAGAAAGAGAAAACCAGUAUUCUCUAAGAAAGAUUCAACUCAGCAACGCUGAGAGCACAGUGAGAAGCCUUCUGUCUGAUGUGGAGGAAUUAGCUGGAAAGGGAAGUCAAGCCUCAAGAAAGGGGCAACUGGUUCAGAAGGAAAGCAUGGAUACCAUCGAUCAUGCAACUCAGCUUGUAGAGCAAGCCCACAGCAUGAGGGAUAAAAUCCAAGAGAUCAACAGCAAAAUGCUCUAUUAUGGAGAGAAUCAGGAGCUUGAUCCCAGCGAAAUUACUGAGAAGUUGGUGUUGGCCCAGAAGAUGCUGGAGGAGAUUCGAAGCCGGCGGCCAUUCCUCACCCAACGGGAGCUUGUGGACGAAGAGGCAGACGAGGCCCAGGAAUUGCUGAGCCAGGCUGAGAACUGGCAGCGACUGCACAACGACACUCGCUCGUUGUUCCCUGUUGUCCUGGAACAGCUGGAUGACUACAAUGCCAAGUUGUCAGACCUACAGGAAUCCCUUAACCAGGCCCUUGACCAUGUCAGGGACGCAGAAGACAUGAACAGAGUCAUAUCAGCCGAGCAGCGGGACUAUGAGAAACAGCAUGAGAGAGUGAGGGAGCAAAUGGAAGUGGUGAGCGCUUCUCUGAGCGGGUCUGCAGACUCUUUGGGGACACCUCGCCUGACUCUUGAGGAGCUUGAUGAUAUAAUAAAGAAUGCAUCAGGAAUUUAUGCAGAAAUAGAUGGAGCCAAAAAUGAGCUACAAGGAAAACUAUCCAAUCUAAGUAACCUCAGUCAUGAUUUAGUCCAAGAAGCUACUGACCACGCAUACAACCUUCAACAAGAAGCUGAAGAGCUGAGCAGGAAUUUGCACAGUUCCGACAUGAACGGACUAGUACAGAAGGCUUUGGAUGCAUCAAAUGUCUAUGAAAAUAUUGCCAAUUACGUCAUCGAAGCCAAUGAAACAGCAGAAUUUGCUUUGAACAUCACUGACCGGAUUUAUGAUGCUGUGAGUGGGAUCGAUACCCAGAUCAUUUACCAUAAGGAUGAAAGUGACAACCUUCUCAAUCAAGCCAGAGAACUACAAGCAAAGGCAGAUUCCAGCAAUGAUGAAGCUGUGGCUGACACCAGCAGGCGUGUCGGAGGAGCCCUAGCAAGGAAGGGGGCCCUUAAAAACAGACUGAAUGAUGCUGUUAAGCGACUACAGACAGCAGAGAGGGGGGAUGCCCAGCACCGCCUGGACCAGUCCAAGCUGGUCAUCGAGGAGGCCAACAAGACGACAAUGGAGGUCCAACAGGUCACUGCUCCGAUGGCCAACAAUCUCAACAACUGGUCUCAAAACCUGCAAACUUUUGACUCUUCUGCGUAUAACACUGCAGUGGACUCAGCUCAAGAUGCAGUAAGAAAUCUCACAGAGGUUGUCCCCCAGCUCCUGGAUCAGCUUCGUACUGUGGAGCAGAAGCGGCCUGCAAGCAAUGUCUCUGCCAGCAUCCAGAGGAUCCGAGAGCUCAUUGCUCAGACCAGGAGUGUUGCCAGCAAGAUCCAAGUCUCCAUGAUGUUUGAUGGCCAGUCAGCUGUUGAAGUACACCCCAAAGCCAGCGUGGAUGACCUGAAGGCCUUCACGUCCAUCAGCUUGUAUAUGAAGCCACCUGUGAAGCAGCCAGAGCUGGCUGGGACUGGGACUGCAGACCAGUUUGUCCUCUACCUGGGAAGCAAAAAUGUCAAAAAAGAGUAUAUGGGUCUUGCAAUAAAAAAUGAUAACCUGGUAUACAUUUAUAAUCUGGGAACUAAGGAUGUGGAGAUUCCCCUGGACUCCAAACCCGUCAGUUCCUGGCCUGCUUACUUUAGUAUCGUCAAGAUUGAGAGGGUUGGGAAACACGGAAAGGUGUUUUUGACAGUCCCAAGUCUCAGCAGCACCGCAGAAGAAAAGUUUAUUAAGAAGGGAGAGUUUGCAGGAGAUGAUUCCUUGCUGGAUCUGGACCCCGAGGACACUGUAUUUUAUGUUGGUGGGGUGCCUUCAAACUUCAAGCUCCCUGCCAGCUUAAACCUACCAGGUUACUCAGGCUGCCUGGAGUUGGCCACUCUGAAUAAUGACGUGAUCAGCUUGUACAACUUUAAGCACAUCUAUAAUAUGGAUCCCUCCAAAUCAGUGCCCUGUGCCAGAGAUAAACUGGCUUUCACUCAGAGUCGGGCUGCAAGUUACUUCUUUGAUGGCUCCAGCUAUGCCGUGGUGAGGGACAUCACAAGGAGAGGGAAAUUCGGUCAAGUGACUCGCUUUGACAUAGAAGUUCGAACACCAGCUGACAAUGGCCUUGUGCUCCUGAUGGUCAAUGGAAGUAUGUUUUUCAGCCUAGAAAUGCGCAAUGGCUACCUUCAUGUGUUCUAUGACUUUGGAUUCAGCAAUGGCCCUGUGCAUCUUGAAGACACAUUGAAAAAAGCCCAAAUUAAUGAUGCAAAAUACCACGAGAUCUCAAUCAUUUACCACAAUGACAAGAAAAUGAUUUUGGUAGUUGACAGACGGCAUGUCAAGAGUAUGGAUAAUGAAAAGAUGAAAAUACCUUUCACAGACAUCUACGUUGGGGGUGCUCCCCCAGAAGUUUUACAGUCCAGGACUCUAAGAGCACACCUUCCUCUAGAUAUCAACUUCAGAGGAUGUAUGAAGGGGUUCCAGUUCCAAAAGAAAGAUUUCAAUUUACUGGAGCAGACAGAAACCCUAGGAGUUGGUUAUGGAUGCCCAGAAGACUCUCUGAUAUCUCGCAGAGCAUAUUUCAAUGGGCAAAGUUUCAUUGCUUCAACUCAGAAAAUAUCUUUCUUUGAUGGCUUUGAAGGAGGUUUCAAUUUCCGAACAUUACAGCCAAACGGGUUACUAUUCUACUAUGCUUCAGGGUCCGAUGUGUUUUCCAUUUCACUGGACAAUGGUACUGUCGUCAUGGAUGUAAAGGGCAUCAAGGUUAAGUCGGCAAACAAGCAGUACCAUGAUGGGCUGUCCCACUUCAUCAUUUCCUCCGUCUCACAGACAAGAUACGAGCUGGUAGUAGAUACUAGCUCACACAAGAGCAAGAACCCUACGAAAGAGAAAACAAAACAAACUGAAACAAGUGAAAAGAAGUUUUAUUUUGGUGGCUCACCCAUCAGCCCCCAGUAUGCUAACUUCACUGGAUGCAUAAGCAAUGCCUACUUUACCAGGUUGGAUAGAGAUGUGGAAGUUGAAGAUUUCCAGCGGUAUUCUGAGAAAGUCCACACUUCACUUUAUGAGUGUCCCAUUGAGUCGUCACCGUUAUUUCUCCUUUACAAGAAAGGAAAAAAUUCUUCAAAGCCUAAAACAAGUCAAAACAAACAGGGAGAGAAAAGUAAGGAUGCGCCUUCAUGGGAUCCUGUUGGCCUGAAAUUUCUAGAGCAGAAUGCUCCAAGAGACUCUCACUGUCACCUUUCCAACCGCCCCAAAGCAAUAAAGCAUGCCUAUCAAUACGGAGGGACAGCCAACAGCCGCCAAGAGUUUGAACACUUACAAGGAGACUUCGGCGAAAAAUCUCAGUUUUCCAUUCGUCUAAAAACGCGUUCCUCCCAUGGGAUGAUUUUUUACGUCUCUGAUCAAGAAGAGAAUGACUUCAUGACUCUAUUCUUGGCCCAUGGUCGCUUGGUCUUCAUGUUUAAUGUCGGCCACAAGAAACUGAAGAUUAGAAGCCAAGAGAAAUACAAUGACGGGUUGUGGCAUGAUGUGAUAUUUAUUCGGGAAAAGAGCAGUGGCCGACUGGUCAUUGAUGGUCUGCGAGUCCUAGAAGAAAGCCUUCCUUCUAGUGGAGCUGCCUGGAAAAUCAAGGGUCCUAUUUAUUUGGGAGGAGUGGCUCCUGGAAGGGCUGUGAAAAAUGUCCAGAUUAACUCAGUGUACAGUUUCAGUGGCUGUCUUGGCAAUCUCCAGCUCAAUGGUGCCUCCAUCACCUCUGCUUCUCAAACGUUCAGUGUGACCCCUUGUUUUGAAGGUCCAAUGGAAACAGGAACUUACUUUUCAACAGAAGGAGGAUACGUGGUUCUAGAUGAGUCUUUCAAUAUUGGAUUGAAGUUUGAAAUUGCAUUUGAAGUCCGUCCCAGAAGCAGUUCCGGAACCCUUGUCCAUGGUCACAGUGUCAGUGGGGAGUACCUGAAUGUCCAUAUGAAAAAUGGUCAGGUUAUAGUGAAAGUCAACAAUGGCAUCAGAGAUUUUUCUACCUCAGUAACACCCAAACAGAAUCUCUGUGAUGGCAGAUGGCACAGAAUUACAGUUAUUAGAGAUUCAAAUGUGGUUCAGUUAGAUGUGGACUCUGAAGUGAACCAUGUGGUUGGACCUCUGAAUCCAAAGCCAGUUGAUCACAGGGAGCCUGUGUUUGUUGGGGGUGUUCCAGAGUCUCUCCUGACACCACGCUUGGCUCCCAGCAAACCCUUCACAGGCUGCAUCCGCCACUUUGUGAUUGACGGGCGCCCAGUGAGCUUUAGCAAAGCAGCCCUGGUCAGUGGCGCUGUGAGCAUCAAUUCCUGUCCAACAGCCUGACACAGCCUGACACAUGGCUGCUGGGAAGAGCUCUUUCUAGCACUGAAAUAAACAGCCAGUCAGGAGGGACAGCAACACUCCCUCACAGAAGCUCUCAUCUGCUUGAAGGAGAUUUAAAUAAAUCAUCAGGGACUGGGUGCUUCUUAUUUCUCAUUUGACUUCGUACUUUGGAUCCAAACUGUCUGCAGUAGAUAACAAUCAAAGGAGUGGCAAAAGUACUCCUACUGAGAGCACACUUACUUCCUGCUGGCAAAGUGAUUGUUCUUGUCUCUAAUAAAAUAGAAGGAAUUCUAAACCUG